This is a messenger RNA of Penicillium arizonense, 882 nucleotides long. RefSeq lists its product as uncharacterized. The record is from RefSeq and is a predicted model, not a curated record. NCBI's taxonomy places the organism in Eukaryota, Fungi, Ascomycota, Eurotiomycetes, Eurotiales, Aspergillaceae. The transcript has a single exon. Bases 1 to 882 code for a protein of 293 amino acids.
AUGGGUGCCAAGAUCUCCGCUGUGCACGGCGUAAAGUCAGACCACUUUUAUGACCAGGGCAAUGCGAUAAACGAAAUCUGGGUUGGAGACGUCGAAAUCAUAUCCCGCCUCCCCUUCGGAGACUCAGACCUCGAGCAAGCCGGCUGGCCAGCAGGAGGGUGGCCCAAAAUACCCUGGCAUCAAUUUGUCAUUCCAAUGCGUAAACGAGACGACAUGCCCGAAUCGUUCCUCGGGAUAUCUCCCCCUCCAGCAGUUGACAAUUGGCUGCCGACGCAUGGGUAUCUUCGAAUAUACACGAGAAUUGAUUGGUGCCUUGCAUACGCACUGGGUUCCUUUCUCCUGCUCAUCGGCUUUGGGCUUUACUUGAUCUUCGUAUUCAAUAUCGUUUGUGCCUUCCAUGUACGUCGGGGUUACAAUGCUGUGCCCAAGCAGCAACGAAAUCUGACUGUUAUGGGCGUUGUGUACCGACGUUCAAUCCGCCGCCAUGUCAUGUAUGCCUUCUUAAAGUUGGCGUUCAGUGCGCUCUUCGUCGUCUUGGGGAUUCCGGGCGUUGUGGCAGGAAUGCAGCGGUUUAAUGCUGGCAUGUACGUCUUUAUAAACGCGACUGUCAUCUGUCUGGGCUUCCCGGCUAUGUCAAUUCUGUUCGUCCUUUACUUGAUGUACUGGUCGAGACGGCGAUCCAGUGCUGUGGAUAAGGAGGCCGUGGGAACUCCAAGGAAUGCUGUGUUUUCUCGGGCUAUGAGUAAUCCUGAGUUUACUGAGGCAAUGAGGGCUUGCGGCGUGGAUUUGGUCUUCCUGCAUAGCCUCAUUGAAGCUCUGGGGUCUGACGACUCCAGGUUCGUCAUCGUGCAGACCGAUGUGCAUGCCAAUGGGGCUGUGUGA